AUGUCUCGAAUGGGACGGAAUAAUGGAGGAUUGACCUCAAAACCGGGCUGGGUUGGUGCAAUUGCACGUUUCUGGGAGAAAAGUUAUGCGCCAGAUUAUGUUGGAUUUGUAUUGCUGUUGACGGCAUACAUCUUGAUCGAAUUUCUUCAAGAACCGUUCCACCGCAUGUUCUUUAUCAAUAAUAUCGAUAUUCAGUACCCACAUGCUCUGGUGGAAAGAGUACCCGUUGGAUGGAAUUUGAUAUAUGCGGGAGUUGUCCCAUGCAUAACUUUAGCCCUCUGGUUGGGAGUUUCGAGGGCGAAUCUACAUAAAUGCCAUGUCACUAUGCUGGGAUUUUUUAUCGGAUUAGUUCUUACAUCAUUCAUUACUGAUGUCAUUAAGAACGCUGUUGGGAGACCUCGACCCGACCUUAUCUCCCGCUGCAAGCCUACACCCGAAACACCAGAGAAUAAACUGGUAACUAUUCACGUAUGCACGGAAAAGGAUCACCAUACGUUGCAUGAUGGGUGGAGAAGUUUUCCUUCGGGCCAUUCUUCUUUUGCCUUUGCUGGACUUGGAUACCUUGCAUUUUUCUUUGCUGGACAGACACAUGUCUUCAGACCGAGGACUGAUCUUGGGAGAGUACUAUUAGCUCUUGCUCCCUUGCUUGGAGCUGCCAUGAUUGCGAUCAGUCGAUGUGAAGAUUAUCGUCACGAUGUAUAUGAUGUUACAUGUGGAUCCAUUCUUGGCAUUUCUCUCGCAUAUUUCUCAUAUAGAAGGUAUUUUCCAAGGCUGCAUUCCCCUAAAUGUCAUGAACCUCACCCCUCGAGAGAAGCUGUAUUCAAUCAAGGUUUUGGAAAGAUCAAGAAUGAUGAAGAGACAGACGUAGGCAGGGCUGGAGAGUUUGAUGUGUCUGACAACGAGAGUGAUGAUGCGUCCUAG
Messenger RNA from Sclerotinia borealis F-4128, 921 nucleotides. The record is from the annotation of a GenBank genome assembly. Lineage: Eukaryota; Fungi; Ascomycota; Leotiomycetes; Helotiales; Sclerotiniaceae.